AUUCUUAGGUCGGAGCUAUGCUCUACAGUGUCGUGUAAUUAGUUUUCUUUCCACAUGUUUCAUUCGUAAAGCAAAUUAAUAAGUAUUUAAUGCAUCCUUGCAAUGCAUCUCUGUGCUUGAAAUUUCACGUGUGGCAUUUAUUUUUGUUCUAAAGUUAAUAAGAAAUAUACGAAUGUUUGUAAAAUAUUCACAGUUCUUGCUCUUCUUUCAUUCGAUAUUUGUAAGAAAUUAUUUGCAGAAUCAACUCUGAAUGUCUAAUUCAUAACUGAUAAGCUUGCGUGAAGCUUGUCCAUCAUUCGUAGAAAAUGGCGUCUUUACGGACUAGGGAAACAUAAUAACUGAGAAAGAGCAUAAUAGUUUGCAGCAGAUCAGUGUAAAAACUACAUUACAUUUUAACGUUACAUCGCAUACGAUUUUUUAAUGUUUAUUCGCAAGAAAAUUUUAUAAAUUUAUACGAAACGAGAAAAUAAGUUCUAAGAACGAGAACGAGAACGUUCAAGAUUAAAUUGUCAAUAACAAGAAAGACAUUAAUACAGAAAAUGAAGUGGUCGUCAUCGCAUUUCACGCUACCAAUUUUACUUGGCAUUUCUCUAACAAGUGUUAGCAUUGCUGUGAUAUACUUGUUAUACAAAAAGGACGAGGAAGAUUCGGCUGCCAGAAAAAACGAUGUAGCUUUUUUAAAAAGAGUAGCAGUGGAAUAUAAAGUACCUAGAAAUGUUGUACCUGCUGUUAUUGGAAGAGGUGGAUGCGUAAUAAAAGAAGUGGAAAAGAAAACAGGAACACGAAUAUAUUUUAAGGAAGAUGAUCUUGAAUCUCCAAAUCGUAUUUGCCUUAUAAGAGGCCUUUAUGAAAACACGCAAUUGGCUCAAGAAAUGAUAAAGUCGAUAAUUGACAAUCAACCUAUUAUUGAAAUAUAUGAAAUAUUUGUACCAAAUAAAGCAUGUUCAAAGAUAUUAGGAAGAAAUGGAGAAACUAUACAAAAAAUUCAAACCAUUACGGGUGCAAAAAUCAUAAUUGAAAGCUGUGUUUCUUAUCUACAAAAUGCUGAAAGGAGGAUUAUAAUAAAAGGAACUGCUGAACAAAUUGCUGCUGCUUUAUUACAAAUUGAGGAGAUAGUUAAAAAAUUUAAAGAAGAAAGUAAAGAUGAAGAAAUUGCAAAGAAGGAGUUAUUUGGAAAAUUGGAAUCUUCUUCUGCAGUAAAGUUGCCCACUCAAACGAUUAAACAUUCACAAUCCAAUGAAUCCUUGUCAUUACAAGGUUCGAUUUCAGGUACUGAUGGUAUAAUGGAAGUAUAUGUAUCUGCAAUGGAAAGUCCUAACAAAUUCUGGGUUCAAAUUGUUGGUCGGGGAACUACAGCUUUAGACAAAUUAGUGUCUGACAUGACUGCUUAUUACAAUGAAGAACAAAAUCGUGAGUUACAUAAACUAAAAGAUAUAACACCCGGACAAGUAUGUGUAGCAAAAUUCAAUUAUGAUGAAAAAUGGUAUAGAGCUCACAUUAUAUCAGUUUCACCUGAAGAUAAUGAGUGUGAAGUAUUUUUUAUGGAUUAUGGAGAUCUCGAUGUGGUUCAGUUUGAAUUCAUAUUAGAUAUUCGACUAGACUUUCUAAGUUUGGCCUCGCAAGCAAUGGAAUGCUGUUUGAAUAAUGUUAAACCGAGGGAGGUGGGCUGUUGGAGCGUUCAAGCGUGCGAGAGAUUCGCUGAACUUACUUCGCUGGCACAGUGGAAAAUUCUGACGGCUAAAAUUGAAGGGUACAAAGAUCGGAUUCGCACCUAUGGAGAAUCUCAGCGUGAAGUGACUGUCUACUGCCUCGAUCUUUUCGAUAAAGACGACGAUAAGGAUAUCAAUGUCGCUUUGGAACUGAUAAACGAGGGCCUGGCGGACGCGGUAGAACCUUUAUUGUUAUCCAGUCGAUCCACGUCCCGCCCCUCGUCCGCAGCUUCGGUAGAGAAGCGAGCUUCGACGAAAAUCCCAGCAAAUUCUUCGCAGAAAAUGGAUUCGAGCGUCGAGAUGCUGUCGUCGACGCUGAACGCGACUGUAGACAUCGAUAGGUCCUCCUCGAUAGAGGAAAUAAAUACGGCCACGCCAAGGAGACCCGUAAAUCAGGUCGAGGAAAUCGAUCUCGUUACACCGGUGAAGAUCGAAACGGGCAGCUUCAUUGAGAACGAGAGAAAAGACAGCGGCGACCACCUGCGAAACGGAAGCGGCGGAAAUCAGUAUAAUAUACCAUCUGACACUUCUUUGAACACGAAAAUCGUGGUGCGAGUCGCUCCUGCCGGAUACGAGAGUGAUUUCUCCGACGACUCGAACGACCUAGAACUGGGGCGAACGGUUUUUCGGAGCCUCUUGUCAACGAGUAAAAGUCGGAACCGUUCGGGCGACCGCAAAAAACCCAGGGCAGAGCCUUCGCAGACGCGGAGGAAGAGGAAGGAACGGUACCGGAAGCUGCUUCGCUGGUACGACUGUAACAUUGAUUCUUUUGUGCGGCGUCUACGGAGCCUCGGCGGGCCGUCGUUACAUUGCUAUACCUGUGGACGGGAUCGAUGUGAUCGAGCUGAGUCCGGUCGUGGCGAGGAUCGCCCGGCAUACCGACGGCUACGUACCGGCCCCGGCUCCGAGUAAUCAUCAUCAGGACGAUCCGGAGGGCCCGCGUUUCGAAAGGUCCGUUAAUCCGAUUCUGGAUUACGUGGAUUUCGGCGGGUACACCGGA
Messenger RNA from Megalopta genalis, 2709 nucleotides. RefSeq names its product tudor and KH domain containing protein papi (gene papi). Gene Ontology annotation, biological process: spermatogenesis; piRNA processing; P granule organization. Gene Ontology annotation, molecular function: RNA binding. The record is from RefSeq and is a predicted model, not a curated record. Gene Ontology annotation, cellular component: P granule. Lineage: Eukaryota; Metazoa; Arthropoda; Insecta; Hymenoptera; Halictidae.